Messenger RNA from Lepisosteus oculatus (spotted gar), 4931 nucleotides. RefSeq names its product RNA binding motif protein 6 (gene rbm6). Gene Ontology annotation, biological process: mRNA splicing, via spliceosome. Gene Ontology annotation, molecular function: RNA binding. Lineage: Eukaryota; Metazoa; Chordata; Actinopteri; Semionotiformes; Lepisosteidae. The record is from RefSeq and is a predicted model, not a curated record. Gene Ontology annotation, cellular component: nucleus.
UCUGUUUCCGCUAUACUCCAUGUUGUUUAACUUCUAAGAGGCGGUGUGGUGCAAGAAGAAAUAUUCUGUAUUUAAAAAGAAGUGUAGGCCUCCAUUGGAACAGCGUGUCUCACUGUUUUCGUAGAUACUGUUGACUUGGCUUGGAAAAGAAAAUGUGGGAUGGCCCCCGGCCUGGCCCGCGUGGGCCUCCAUUUCGUGGGGACUCCCAUGGAGAGAGGUUUGAUGCCCCAAAACGGCCUUUUCCAGAUUUUGGAGGGACUGGUAAAAUGCCAUACAGACCGAUGGAAAGGCCUCCUCCAGACAUAAGGUUCCGACAUGAACAUCCAGGAGACGGGAUGGGGCGAGAUUUUAAACCUAUGGACUUAAGAGGAAGAGAUCCUCGUAUGGACUUCCCUAGACGAGAUAAGCCUGAGUUUGGAAUGAGAAGAAGACCAGAAAUGGGAAACAGGUUCAGGGGACCUCCAGAUUUUAGGGGACCUCCAAUGCAUCAUUUAGAUAAUAGCAGAAGAGAUGGAGAACCUAUGCAUAUGGGCGAGUUUGAUGAGCCAAAUGUGGAUUUAAGAGAGAGGCAUGGAAUGGGCAGACCCGAAUUCAGUACACCUCCUGUGGAUUCCAGGAGAAGACUUCCUUUGGAAAUCUUGGGUAGAGAAGGUCAUGGACUAAAUAUGAGGGGAAAUGAUAAGGGUGGUGGGGAUUUAUGGAAUAGAAACAGGCCUUGGGGGGACAUGGAUGGUGCAGAUGGGUCAAAUAAGGAUUUGCCACAAAAAAACAGAGAAUUUCCUGACUUUAAGAGGCAAGGUAUACCUCCUGUAAACUUAAGGGGAGGGAGGUUUGAUACUGACAUGGACCUCAGAGACAGGCGUAGACCUCCUUCAGAAUAUAUGGAGAGGGAAAGAUCUCCUGUUGGUUUCAGGAACAAUGAUGGUGUCCCAUUUGAUGCGCGGGGAAGAGGUGAGUUGCCCCCAGAUUUUGGAGAAUGGAAUGGACCAAACUUUAGAGGUGGGGAUGGAAAUUACAGAGAACAAAGAGAACCACCUAUGGGUUUCAGAAAUAGGGAUGAGCCUAUUCAUUCUCAAGAUAUCAGGGAAAGGGGGCCUUUUCCUAUGGAGCCCCAUAUGAAGGGGGGUCCUCCUUUUCCAAAGGGCAGGGAUAGAUUUCCUCAAACCAGAGGUCCAGAGAGAACUCCUAGAGGGACUCAUGACUUCCAAGGCCGAGAGGGAGGUCCCAUGGAUUUCCCAGGGGCUAAGGAAGGCCCCUAUACUUUUCCUCCUCCAGAAAGAGAGACUUUGGGUUCACAACCAUGGAAGAGCAGUGUCCCUUUGGACAAUUUUAUAGGUAGAGAUUUGCCACCGUUUGAGCACAGAGGUUUACUAGAGACUCCAUUAAUGCACACAGACCCACCGCCAAUUAACUCUACCUUGGGAGAGGAGCCAAAAGGUGGACCAAGAGAUCAGGAGAAGAAUGGGUCAUUCAGAGAGAAACCUCCUUAUUUUGUGGGUGCCGAUUCUCUCGAUUCUCUCCCAGUUAUGGACAGUUUGUCUCAGGAGCACCACAGCAUUGAGGAUCGUUCUACAUUCCCAGAACCUAAGGAAGCAGCAGCAGGUCCAGAAAGAGAAGAAACAGUAGUAGAGACUGAGAAAUUCAUGGACAAAAGGAGUAAUGAAUACAAGGAUCAAGACUACAGAGACAUUGAUUACCGGCUCGCAUCCAGUCAUACCUUUGAUUAUGAGCAUGGGGAACCUCAAGGGCUGGAAAAAACUUCCAAACCAACCAAACCUGUCCCACCUCCUAGAUCAAGUGACUUCAGUCUUCAGGAUCAAGAUUACAGAAGUGCGUCCAUUAAGGAAAAGGUCUCUCAAACCAUUUCCAUCACAGGGAUUCCUAAAACUGCUACAAUGGAACAGAUCCUUUCUGCGUUUGCUGUUCGAGAUGGAGUUCCGAUACCUGGCAUGAAAAUAAAGGCUGUUGUACCAGGUUACAGCUACGAUACCGCCUAUGUGGAGUUUUUAAACCUCGAGGAUGCAGUCCACUUCAUGGAGUCCAACCAGGGAGCCUUGAAGAUUGGCAGCAAAACUGUGAUGAUGCAAUAUGCCGAGCCAGACUGGAAUGGCAAAGUUUCUGCUGUGCAGCAGGAGUCACAGGUUGAGGAACCCCAGUCUGUGGAGGUCUGUCCUCCAGCCCCAGCGCCCCCAGAGCCUCAGCCACUGGAGCCUGUCCCCGAGGUGCCCGGUUCCCAGCACCCACCUGGGGAGACCGAGUCUCAAACAGAUUGGCUCCAGCAACCCCAGGAUGAUGCCUCUUGGCAAGAGUCGAUGGAACAGCAACCUGCAGAGUCCUGGGGCACGUGGAACUCGCGCCCCGCAGUUCGCAGCGUCGACCCCAUCUUCAAGGAAAGCAAGACUAUGAUAAUUAAAAAUGUGAAGUGCACAUCCACAGUUGAGUCAAUCCUGAAGGCUCUGGACCCAUUCGCCUACCUUGAUAUGAGAAAUGUGCGGUUAGUGAAAGGCAAACCCGUGGGGUCCAAAUGUUUCUGCUUUGUGGACAUGGAUUCACAUGAGCAAGUUGUUCAUCUGGUGGAACUACUCACCAAACCCCAGCCUUUAAUAAUUGAUGGUGCCAGGGUACAUGUGGAAGUAGCAAGACCUUUAAAAAAUCAAAGUUUUAAGAAGGAUUUUGAAAAACCUUCGCUUUUGGGAUAUCCCGAUCUUAGUGCAGAGUACUAUCCCCAGCCUCUUCCAGCUUCUGUGGGGACCCCCGCUGUCGUUCAAGGGGAAACAACAGUUGCAGUCAGUGGAGAUGCCACGCUGAGCUCUGAUCUUCAGUUACAAACCUCUCAUCUGCCACAGGGUACAGGCCUUUUAGAGACUCCUGCCACUGCUCAACCCUACCAGACUACGGACCCCCAUGCCUCUGCUGCCAUCACCCCUGCGGUGGGAGAUGGCUCUGAUGCCUAUAGCUAUGACGCUGUCGCUCCUGAUGUGUCAACAUACUUGUAUGAUGCUACCUCUGGCUUCUACUAUGAUCCCCAGACCACUCUGUACUACGACCCUAACUCUAGGUAUUUCUACAAUGCGCAGACUCAGCAGUACCUGUACUGGGACAGUGUCAGGAAGGACUAUGUUCCUGUCCCAGGCCACACAGCUGAGACUCAGCCCCCGAGCUCCCAGACAGCUGCCGCAACAGUCACAGCUUCUGCGGUGGUGCCCCAGGAGACACCCCAAGACACAAAGGCAACAGGCAGUGAGGGAGCCGUGGACAAGAAGGAAGAGGACAUGGUGAACAAGCCAGAGAAGAAAGAGAAGGAUGACAAGCCUCGAAGCUUGGCAGCACAUAAGAUUAUGAAAGAUAUGGAGCGAUGGGCCAAAAUCCAGAAUCGACAGAAGGAGAGCAUCCGAGCGCCCUCUCCAGUCCUGAAGCCUCAAGGGAACACGGAGGAGAAAAAGGCUUCUAAGGCUGCAGAUGCAGCAUUUGCAAUCUUUGAGAGGAAGGGCACAGCAGAUGAUAUUUUUAAGAAGCCAUUUGCUCCACCAAAGAAAGAAGAGAAGGCUCUAAAGCGGCCGUUGGGCUCUCUUGGAAUGCUGGUAUCGGAGUAUGGAGCAGGAAGUGAUGAGGAGGAGGAAGAGGAAAGAAAGGAAGAGCCACGGGCUGUGAAGAGCCACCAAGAGAAAGAGGACCGAUUGACAGACUGGAAAAAGAUGGCAUGCUUGCUCUGCCGGAGGCAGUUUCCCAAUAAGGAUGCUCUAGUCAGGCACCAGAAGCUGUCUGAUCUCCAUAAGCAAAACAUGGAGAUACACCUGAAGAUCAAGAGGUCGAAGAAGGAACUGGAGGCUCUUGAAAGCCAGGAGAGAGAGAUGAGUUCCAGAGAUAUGACCAGCUCUCCUACUGAAGCCAAACGAAGAAAGUACCAGAGCUCUGAUUCACUUGACGUAGAAAAGGGUGUCCGCAAGGCAGGGGGUGUGAAGACAAACUCAGGGGAGGAGGAGUCUUUUGAGAAGAAGAAAAGGGGCUCGGAAACGCAGGUCAGGACCCCUGCCACAUACCGGGAGGCUGUUCGAAAGGCCAUGUUUGCCCGCUAUAAGGAGUUGGAAUGAUUGCCCAGGACUGCCUUUCUGGAACUAAUUUUUCCCAUGUCUCUGAAAAAUGUCUUACGUCCGAGCACAUUGACAAAACAUCAUAGGGCUGUUCCUUUCAUGCUGUGGACUGGCUUCAUUUUGAAACUCUUACCAAAUGUGGGUUUAUUAAGUGUUACAAACCCACUUCUUCCACACAGGCUACGGAAAGUGCCCUGACAAUAACCUCUAAGGGAUAUGCCUUACUGUGAAGUUGUAGAAAAUUAAGGCUAGUUACAGUUACUGUUCACUAGCAGAAAUCAGUGUUCAGUGCACUUCAAAAAUAGCAUUGACAAGUGUAAAUAAUAUUAAUUAAAAGUGAUUUAGUGACUAUCUUUGAAACAAAUGACGUCUGCCACUACCUUUGUGGCUUUUUGGCCAGUAAUCAGGAGUAGGAAGACUACGAUAUCUGCUAUUUGACUCAAGCAUCUUCUGCACUUUCCCUUGUUUGAGAAGGAGGGACAGGUGUUAUAGUACCUUCACUUCAUCUCUGAAAGCUGAGUUUUGUGUCCAGAUGUGAAGGAAACAAAGUAAGGUCGGCCUGCAGUGGACUGUAUAUUAGUGCUGCUGCAUAAUACCAUGAUGUUGGCAAAAAAAGCUGUAUAUUAAGUUUGCCCCACCAGCUGAAUAUAAAGACCUUUGUUAUACUGUAUGUCUAGUUUUUACACUUGGAACCUUGAUUUAUGUGCCACAGGAUGGUUUCAGCAACGCUAACAAUUGUACUUUCUUUGUUAACACAAUGAUUUUUAUAUUUUUGUUUUCCCAGAUGUGCUUUGUAAUGUCUUCAGUGUACAUUUUUAAAGUAAAAAUGUCUGUAGAUCA